This is a messenger RNA of Cajanus cajan (pigeon pea), 1743 nucleotides long. Its product is annotated as S-adenosyl-L-methionine-dependent methyltransferases superfamily protein. Lineage: Eukaryota; Viridiplantae; Streptophyta; Magnoliopsida; Fabales; Fabaceae. The record is from RefSeq and is a predicted model, not a curated record.
UUUUGAGGAUUUUUGGUGAAUGAUUUCAUACACCGACCGGUACCACAAAACAUGGGUUAACCUCUCCUCUGUCGUUGUGAUUCUCUCUUCACUCGUGUAAUGUUUUUUUAGCCUUGUUCCGAUCCUCUUUUAUCUCUCUCUCUCUCUCUCUCCUUCAACGCAUUCCAACCCUGUGGCGCUAUACUCUCCUAGAUCUACUCUCUAACGGAUUUGGGUUCAAGUGACUCUUCAAAAUGGUAUUUUGCAUCAAUUAUCCAACUGGGUCGCUUUCCAAUACACAAAUAGGUUGGGUCCACUAAGGUGUGGUCAGUCAUAGAUGGCCCUCUCGGCUUCGAGGGCGAUGUCGAAGGGUGUGGUGGUAUCGGUGCCUGUUCUGGUUCUAUCUGCUUUAGUGGCUGCGGUGUUCUUGUUCUUCCUUUUGUCCUCUCUUUCAUCCUGCUCCUGCCCUCAUUCUUCAGACAUGUCUGUCUCCAAUGCUAGGAGUGCUGGUGUUGGUGAUGCUGUUGGUGUUAGUGUUGGUGUUUCUGAGCCUAGCAGCGGUUAUGUUCCCAUAUCAACAAGGAAGGAGGAUGUUGAGUGGGUGAAAGAACAAAUCCGAGCAAAUGGGCUUCAUAUGCAAGACAAUGUGCUUCGCAAGGGGAUCAACCCUCGCACUAGGGUUCAGCAACUUGAGGAUCUUAGACAAUUUAAAGGCAUAUCUCACUAUGAGGGACCUGAAGCAGAUAAUCACACAGCUUUGCCAUGCCCGGGGGAACUCCUCGUUGAAGAGCACCAUAGCAACUAUGGUGAACCUUGGGCAGGGGGAAGAGAUGUGUUUGAGUUUCUCGCUCAAACCACUCAACUCAGACCAGAAUCACAGGUGCUAGAGAUAGGCUGUGGCACUCUUCGAGUUGGUUUGCAUUUCAUUCGAUACCUAAAUACUGAACACUUCCAUUGUCUUGAAAGAGAUGAGCUCUCUCUGAUGGCCGUAUUUAGGUAUGAGCUUCCAGCCCAAGGCCUCUUGCACAAACGGCCAUUGAUAGUUAAAGGGGACGACAUGGAGUUCACCAAGUUUGGUUCUGGCACAAUGUAUGAUUUGAUCUAUGCUAGUGCUGUAUUUCUUCAUAUGCCUGAUAAACUUGUGUGGACCGGACUGGAAAGAUUAGCAUCUAAAUUGAAACCUUAUGAUGGACGCAUCUUUGUAUCACAUAAUAUAAAGUUCUGUUCAAGGUUGGGAGGGGAGGAAUGCACAAAGAGGCUUUCAAGUUUGGGGCUUGAGUAUCUUGGGAAGCAUACUCAUGAUAGCUUGCUAUUCAAUCACUAUGAGAUAUGGUUUGAAUUUAGACGGACUAAGGCAUAAGGUAUGGACUGAUUUUAUAGAAAAUCAUGAGAAAUAUUUCUAAAUGGCCUCAUGGCAUUAAAAUGUGCUUUGCUCAUUGUGUCAAAUCUUUCUUCAGCAACUGAAUGAUAUCCUUCCUUUGAGCCCUAAGGGGCUGCACUUCUACUCAGCUGUUCAUCUCGUGCCAGAAAUGAAUACACUUUUUACUCUUUUAAAAAGAUAAGAACCAUGUGUAAUUUUGAUCGAGGAAUGAGGACUCUACAAAGGCAGGGAGAUUUGUAUUAUUUUUUGGGGUCCUUUUGUAGAAGGGCUAGCUUCAAGUUUACAUUUUUCACAUUAGUUUCUAUGUAGAUUCUGAUAUGAUAGUUGUAUUUAGUGAUCAUAUUAUCUUGCAACUGAAUGCUGUUUUGACAAUUAUUACACUA